GCCUCUUCAGGUCCCUAGGGACCCCACAGCUGCGGCCGCCGCCUUCUUCCCCCAUGAUGGAGAGUGUCGGCGUGUACGGAUUCUGUGGGUGCAAAGGAAAGAGCAGAGCGAAGUGUGAGUCGAGGCGGGAAAGAACAGCAGCAGAACCGGCUCCCACAUCUGCGUAUUCCUCCCCAGCCCGGAGUCUCGGGGACACAGGGAUAACACCUCUGUCCCCCUCCCAUAUCUUGAACGACACAGACCCGGUCUCGGAGCAGCAGGCGUUUCUUGUGGUGGUGGCCAUAGACUUCGGCACCACGUCCAGCGGCUAUGCCUACAGCUUUACCAAGGAGCCCGAGUGCAUCCAUGUGAUGAGGAGGUGGGAGGGCGGUGACCCUGGCGUCUCCAACCAGAAGACCCCGACAACCAUCCUGCUGACGCCAGAGAGGAGGUUCCACAGCUUUGGGUAUGCUGCCAGGGACUUCUACCAUGACCUGGACCCCAACGAGGCCAAGCAGUGGCUGUACUUGGAGAAGUUCAAGAUGAAACUCCACACCACAGGGGACCUCACCAUGGACACAGACCUGACAGCAGCAAAUGGCAAGAAAGUCAAAGCCCUUGAAAUCUUUGCAUACGCCUUGCAGUACUUUAAGGAGCAGGCACUGAAGGAGCUGAGUGACCAGGCAGGGGCGGACUUUGAGAACUCUGACGUCAGAUGGGUCAUCACCGUGCCUGCCAUCUGGAAGCAGCCAGCCAAGCAGUUCAUGAGAGAAGCUGCCUAUCAGGCAGGCCUGGCCUCCCCUGAGAACUCGGAGCAGCUCAUCAUUGCCUUGGAGCCCGAGGCCGCCUCCAUCUACUGCCGGAAGCUGCGUCUGCACCAGAUGAUCGAGCUCAGCAGCAAGGUGGUGGCCAACGGGCACAGCACCAGUGACACAGUAGGAGCGGGGUUUGCACAGGCCAAGGAACACGUUCGGCGAAACCGGCAGAGUCGCACCUUUCUGGUGGAGAAUGUCAUAGGAGAGAUCUGGUCUGAGCUGGAGGAAGGUGACAAGUACGUGGUUGUUGACAGUGGAGGGGGCACCGUGGACCUGACCGUCCAUCAGAUACGGCUGCCAGAGGGGCACCUCAAGGAGCUGUACAAAGCCACAGGUGGACCCUACGGCUCUCUGGGAGUAGAUUAUGAAUUUGAAAAGCUGCUUUGUAAAAUAUUUGGAGAGGAUUUUAUCGAACAGUUCAAGAUCAAACGCCCGGCAGCGUGGGUAGACCUGAUGAUCGCCUUUGAGUCUCGGAAGAGGGCCGCUGCGCCAGACCGGACCAAUCCCCUCAACAUCACGCUGCCCUUCUCCUUCAUCGACUACUACAAAAAGUUCCGGGGCCAUAGCGUGGAGCACGCCUUGAGGAAGAGCAACGUGGACUUCGUGAAGUGGUCCUCCCAGGGGAUGCUGAGGAUGAGCCCGGACGCCAUGAAUGCCCUCUUUAAGCCAACCAUCGACAGCAUCAUUGAGCACCUCCGGGACCUAUUUCAGAAGCCCGAGGUGUCCACGGUCAAAUUCCUCUUCCUGGUGGGCGGCUUCGCAGAGGCGCCCCUUCUGCAGCAGGCGGUGCAGGCCGCCUUUGGGGACAAGUGCAGGAUCAUCGUCCCCCAGGGCGUGGGCCUCACCAUCCUCAAGGGGGCCGUCCUCUUCGGCCUGGACCCGGCAGUCAUCAAGGUGCGCCGCUCCCCACUCACCUACGGGGUGGGCGUGCUCAACCGCUACGUGGAGGGGAAGCACCCGCCCGAGAAGCUGCUGGUGAAGGACGGCACGCGCUGGUGCACCGACGUCUUCGACAGGUUCAUCUCGGCCGACCAGUCGGUGGCGCUGGGCGAGCUGGUCAAACGCAGCUACACCCCCGCCAAGCCCUCCCAGCUGGUGAUCGUCAUCAACAUCUACAGCUCCGAGCAGGACGACGUGAGCUUCAUCACCGACCCCGGCGUCAGGAAGUGCGGGACGCUGCGCCUGGAUCUCACGGGGACCAGCGGCUCGGCCGUGCCCGCCCGCAGGGAAAUCCAGACCCUCAUGCAGUUCGGGGACACUGAGAUCAAGGCCACGGCCAUCGACAUCGCCACCUCAAAGAGCGUCAAAGUGGGGAUCGACUUCUUAAAUUACUAACGGAACCGCCCCUCCCAACCACCAGCCCCCGGGGCUCCUCUGCAUUUGCUGACCUCAGCCUUGACCGUUCUGUCCCCCACCUUGACCCUUCCCAUAGCCCACCUGAAUUUCAGUAGGAAAGAAGAGAACCAGGGAGAAAACUGAGGGGUUUUGGGUUUUGGUUUUCUUUUGUUUUUGAGGGUACUUUAGAGUCAGAAAAACUCAGAAAUUAAUGCCACGAUCCGGAAAUAGAAAGUUGGAGGAUCCUAGGGCAGCCGGCUCCCAGGGUUCCUGGAUGGUAAAGCAGUCUGCUGAGGAAACUGGUGCAGCUUGCUCUGAAGGGGUCCCCGUGAGGGCUUAGGAUGCCCACCGAAGUCUCUCUGGAUUUAAGUGAGGUCUUUGACCCAGGAGGGCGUCUUCAUCAAAGGUCUUUGUAAAUCAUCUUGGAUGGCAUGGAGCAGGAAACACGAGCUUCCUGCAGUUAAUUUCUUCUCUUUAUCCUGGCUCAGAGUGCUCACUUGUGGUAACUUACACCAUUUGUUUUUCUUUCUCUAAGCUGGUGGGAGACAGCUGUCCACGCUAUCUCAUAUAGAUUACAGGAAGCUCAGUGAGGGGCAGGGCAGCCUUGGCUAACUCAACCCGAAGGGGGGGUGGGGUAAAAGUGUUGUCACCUCCAUUUUCCAGAGCAGGUAAAAACUUGCCUUGGUGGAAGAGGGCACUGAAGAGUUAGUGACGUACCCCAAACUACAGCAGUCCCCUUUUAUCUGUCGGGUAUACAUCCUGAGGUUCCCAGUAGAUCCCCAGAGGUGGGUAGUACCAAACCUUAUCUGCUCUACGUUUUUCUAUACUUACACACCUAUAAUAAAGCUCAGUUUACUAAAGUAAGUCAUUAGCAGCAGUAACUAAUGCUACAUAGGACAAUUAUGAAAACACUUUGAUGAAAUUUCUAUGAAUGUGGUCCAUCUCAGUGUAUCUCACCGUACUACACCAUUGUGCAUUUUUGGACCACAGUUGACUGGGGUCAAUUGAAAACCCAGUAAAUGAAAACACAGACCACAAGGUGAUUCUUAGAAGAGCAAACCUUGAGUUCAGAGGUCCUACAUAGUUCUAGGUGAUCUUAGUAGGAAUUUAGAGAAAGUUUCUAUUUGCCCUGUUUGUAUCAUCAUGCCCAGAAAUCCAAAGCCGGCCCCUGCCUCGCAGACCAUGCAAACAUUCAGUCAACCCCCUGUCUGCUGUUCUUCCUUCCCCAGUAAAGAAAUACAAAAGGGGGUUCUGUUCCAUCAAAUGUCUCGAUCAAAUCUUCAGCUUUUCAGAGUCACCUAAAAGUAGUAUGCACACCUAGACCUGGUACAUGGGAGCAGCCUUUUCUAAAGCAGGUCUGUGGCUCAGCUGCCUCAGAGUCGCCUGGGUGCUUGUCAAGGACAGGUCCUGAGUCCAUCCUUUACCAGAGCUCACUCUGGAGGGGCAGGAUCUGCAGUUUUAGUGUUGGAACGUGGGGGUUUUGAACCUGAGAGUCUUGUCAACACUGAAGUGACCACGGAGUGCAUUAUAUGGCCUCAACUCCUUCCAGGUCUCCCUCAGCAAGAGCCUGUGUGUCCACACUCUGCCCUGAAGAUAAGAGGGCUUGGAGAGGCACCUGGCCUCGGUGGUUGCCUGUUUAACCCUCACAGGAAGGAUGAGAGGAGGAAAAGGAUGGCACGAACGGAACCCUGAGAAUGCCGCUGCCCAAGGAGCCAGCCAGGUUCUGAGUUCUCACCUUCCCUCUGCAAAGCCAGCCUCACCAACAUUCAGGACCCGACUGCGGAUAAAGAAUCAAACAUCUGACUCUUAGUCCAUUUGAUGUGUUCAAUGUUGUCUUUCCCACCUGCUGGAAUUCAUUCUGAUUUCUAAACACUGGAGACAUGCAGAAUUAAUGAGUGAAUGAAUGAGUGAAUGAAUGAAGAAAGGGACUUCAAAUGCAAGUUGGAUUUGUGAACCCAUCAUCAUAGCCAAUAUGCAGAUUUUAAGUAGCAUUUUGAAUUUCAGCCUGCUGCCUUCUUUUUCACACCGCUUGCUGCAGAAUCCCCUGCUAGAAUGUGAAAAUGCUAUCAAACCACAGAGCAAGAGAUGGGAGCCCCGAGCCCAACGGCAGGGUCUCACAGGACGCUUGUCUUCUUAGCCUCUCCCGCUAACUCUGCUUCAGAAGCUCAUGGGUCUCUUUUUGGGGUUUCCAGCCACGGUCCUCAAAUAGACUUUCAAUUUUGUUAUAAUGGAUAUAAUUUUGUGUAUAUAUAAUUCUAGAAUCUUGUACAGAAUCUUUAUUUCUACUGUGUGCUUGUUUAAAAAGGAAAAUCCUCUUGGUUUUGGUGACUAGCACUGCUGCCUGAAAGCGCCACAGCUUCAUUUCUUAACUGCUCCCACCGAUCACAGUCUGCUGUGACCACGGCUUCAUUUCUUAACUGCUCCCACCGAUCACAGUCUGUGCUGUUAUCAUGCAAUGGACUAAGUACGCAAGACUGAGCAAUAGACAGAGGUGCCUUGGGUCAGAGUUCUCUGAUCGACAGCUACACCAGACCCUUCCACACUUGCUCACCCUGCCAGAAGCUGAGCAGCUUCUGCAUAGAGUAAUGUAUCAAUUCUCCUGUCCCGACUUUGAGAGUGGAACUCACUGGUUCCGUAAGCAAGGCCUGCCGGAACAGCCUUGGAUCUAGCAGGGUUGCUGGCCUCUCUUCUCUGGCCAGGCAAAGCACGGCAUAGUUCAUGAUCAAAGGAGCCCAGUGGUACAUAAACGGGGUUUCUGUCGGGUUGAAUAAGUAAUUGUGAGCAGUACAGUCCAACCUUCUCCUAGCUUGAUGGAGAGCACUUCUCCCCUUAUGCUGAGUCUAUGUCCUUGCCUCCUGUUUUGCUUAAAUGAGCUUAUAGAAAUCUGCAGUCUUAGCACAGUGAUGAUGGAGAGGGGGUGGUAAUUUUACUGGACCUCCGCAGGGCCCAGAGACGCAGCCCAGUAGCCAAACUGAGUAAAGCUUUCCAGCCGAUCCCUGCCCCAACUGAAAUAAUCCUAGUCUGAGCACUGGGUAAGUACACUUGGAACACAUUUCCCAGUCUUAGUUCCAGAAGGUCUGUGGUCUUGACCAGUUGUCCUUUGCUUAUUUUAUCUGGCUUCUUUACCACCUUUUCUGUACACAGCAGGCGUUUAUAAACAGUGACAGGACAAGGACAUACAGUCGAAAGAGGUGUCCAGAAGAGGUUCUGGGGAGUGAUGGCUGAGUCCAGGCUACAGACCCGCCCGACCCUUAGAAUGUUACUGAGACCAAGUUUAGCCUUUAGAGUCCAGGUCUGGUUAAUGGCCAGGGUAGCAAAGAAUUGCAUGCACCAAUAUAAACAGGAGUCAAAAUGCAUUAUUCAUUGAAGACCGAAUGUCACACUGAUGAAAUAGUUGUGAUGAGGCUUCGCAGUCCGUAUGCUGGGGAAUGGCUUAUGUGGAUGGCUAGUGUAAAGUUCUUGGCCACAAUAUCUCUAACUCCUCCCCUUUGCUUGACGUAUGAAACAGUAUCCUAAGAUUUCAGCCACUGGGAGUCUUGUUCACUACAAGAUAGAUCCAAACCUCACAGAAUUUGCAGCCUUUCACAACUAGACAGGAUUGUGCCUGCAAACUCGUCUUCACAGAUUCUAAUAAAGUAAAGCUCUGAA
Psammomys obesus (fat sand rat) is the source of this 5777-nucleotide messenger RNA. RefSeq names its product heat shock protein family A (Hsp70) member 12A (gene Hspa12a). The transcript is spliced from 13 exons. NCBI's taxonomy places the organism in Eukaryota, Metazoa, Chordata, Mammalia, Rodentia, Muridae. The record is from RefSeq and is a predicted model, not a curated record. The coding region runs from base 54 to 2129 and encodes 691 amino acids.